Messenger RNA from Penicillium riverlandense, 966 nucleotides. RefSeq lists its product as uncharacterized. The record is from RefSeq and is a predicted model, not a curated record. The coding region runs from base 1 to 966 and encodes 321 amino acids. Gene Ontology annotation, molecular function: ATP binding; protein kinase activity. The transcript has a single exon. Gene Ontology annotation, biological process: protein phosphorylation. Lineage: Eukaryota; Fungi; Ascomycota; Eurotiomycetes; Eurotiales; Aspergillaceae.
AUGGUUGAAAAUCUCAGGACAAACUAUCUCGCCCUACGAAAUCGUUCUAACUUAUGCCCCCCUUGGGGCAAAUUUGCUUAUGAGGUUCUUUCCGAAAGGGUAGGGGGCCGGAAGGUAGAGAGCUUUUGGUAUGAAGAUGAACAAGACGAAGCAGUGUUUGGCACGUUUGUUCGACUAGUUGAUAUUCCAGGCACUCUUUCUGGAGAUAUCCUUCGCUUGCUAAAAGAUUUGCCAUCGAUCGAGGGUCAUUUCGAAAUCGACGGGGACAUUAUCCGUCAAAUUGCCAAUCCACCAAAGCCUCCGAACCGCGAAGAUGAUUCAGAGGAUCUUACACCUAUUCUUGCUCGCCUGCCUGAGAUAGAGAUCGAUCCUUCGCGUCAUUUUAGGAAGAAAGGAAAAUACCUGAGCGAAGUCGAAAAUCUCCUCAAAUGCCAAGGAGGCAGUUGCCCAGGCACACCUCUCUCACCACACACUAUCAAGCUGCUUGGAAAAUCUCCUGCCGGUGAACUUGUUUUCGAGAAGCUCGAUCCACGGUAUUUCGCCCUUGGUCGCUUUUGCUCGAUAGCCAUUUACAAGCAGUGGAUUUUACAUAUUAUUGCCGCACUGAAGGUUCUUCAUUCAUUGGGAAUUGUCCAUCGUGAUCUUCACAUCGAAAACCUGUUGUUUUCAACGUAUGGCCAAACACUGGUUCUCGCUGAUCUCGAAAGCCGCUGGGGACAGCGUAGUGCACCCGAGAUAGUGCUCGAAGAUACGUUGGAUUCCCACUGGACUGAAAAAUCCGAUAUAUAUGAUAUUGGUGUUGUCAUCAAAUGCAUCAUCUACGCAAAUAUUCCAAUGACUGCGGAAGUUGAAUGGCCUGUUCCUCCGCCUUUUGAUCGGAUUGUUGAGGUGUGCAUGCGUACUGACCCUGCACAGCGACCGGAGCUGAAUGAAUUGGAGGCCAUGGUGGAGAGUAUCUCAACCUAG